Messenger RNA from Aspergillus campestris IBT 28561, 1017 nucleotides. RefSeq names its product NAD(P)-binding protein. Bases 1 to 1017 code for a protein of 338 amino acids. The record is from RefSeq and is a predicted model, not a curated record. The transcript has 2 exons. Lineage: Eukaryota; Fungi; Ascomycota; Eurotiomycetes; Eurotiales; Aspergillaceae.
AUGUCGUAUGUAAAGACAAUCGUUGUGAUCGGCGGCACCGGCAUGUACGGCGGCUCAGUCGCCCACUCACUAAAAGACAACGCCGAAUUCCAAGUGCUAUUGACGACACGAGAUCCCAACUCUCCCAAAGCCCGCCAGCGCCGCGAGGAAGGAUUCCUACUCGUAAAAGCCGACUCCUGGAGCGCCGCGGAGCUCGAUUCAGCAUUCGCAAACGCCUACGGCGUAUUCCUCAACACCGACUCGGACGACGCGAACUUCAAAAACGAGAUCGGGGCCCCCGAGUCCGCCAUGGGGAAGAUCGUCAUCGACGCUGCCAUCCGACAGGGGGUGAAGUACUUUGUUUACUCGGGUCUUCCGCAGUGUGAGCGUCUUACGAACGGGGAGGUGUCGAUCCUGUCGUUUAGCAACAAGAACGCCAUCGCGAACUACGGACGGAAGGCGGGCUUCGAGGCGUUUGUGGAGGUGAAUGCGGGGUGGGCGAUGGAUAUCUUCUUCAUGGAGACGUACGGCAAGGCGUUUGGUGGGUUUGCGACGAUUCCUGACGCGGAGGGCUUUCUCAGCCUGAAGACGUUCUCGAUGGGCAAUGACCCGGAGCGCAUUCCGUGGUCCUCUGUCAAGGAUGAUUAUGGGGACGCUGUGCAUGCUGUGUUCCUGGACCCGGCCAAGUACGCAGAUCGGAUUAUCUGGGCCAUCUCGGAGGCAGUCGGCUUUCAACAUGUGGUUGAUACGUAUAACCGCAUCACUGGGACGCAGGUCGCGCGGUUUGUACCGCAGACGGAGCCCCUUAAGGCUGCCACGCCUGGCAAGACCAAGGAAGUUAAUGGAUUGCGGAACUAUUGCCACUACAUGAAGGGGGAUUACUGCAAUGGUCAGGUUACGGACGAUCGCUUACUGGAGGAGAUGAGAACGCUCAAGGCGCUGGCGUCGAAGGCGCGUGGGAAAGGACAUGCCUCGACCCAGACUAUUGAGGGCUUUCUACGUGAGAAUAGUUCGGUCAAGGCGCGACCAUCGCUGUGA